Messenger RNA from Colletotrichum costaricense, 684 nucleotides. RefSeq lists its product as uncharacterized. The record is from RefSeq and is a predicted model, not a curated record. Lineage: Eukaryota; Fungi; Ascomycota; Sordariomycetes; Glomerellales; Glomerellaceae. The transcript has 2 exons. The coding region runs from base 1 to 684 and encodes 227 amino acids.
AUGAAGUACAUUCUUUUAACCACUAUCUUUGCCGCUGCUUGCGCAGCUGGACCUCUGGCUGAAGUCAGGGAUCUAACUGGCACGCCGGAGAACACCCUGACCUACGUCGACAUUGCUCCGGUUGAGUUGGAACCGCGGAACGCGGACUUGAACUUGACGGAUCUUGUCACUAGGGAUACUCUCCCUAACACCGCAUGCCCGGCUGGACAGACAUAUGACCGCUCGGUCUGCUUCAAGUCCAACAUCAUCCGCAGCUUCUGCGUUGCCAAUCCUCGCAGCAACCGCGAGAAGAUUACGGACACCCCCUGCGGCGCCAACGAAAUCUGUGUUCAGCGUCGUCUCCUCUCCAACGGCAAGAGCUACGCCAAGUGCAUUCCCGUCCUCGACCUUGUCUUGUGGAAGACCAGCCCGGACGGAAACAAGGAAGGCUGCACCACCACCACGGUCAAGAGUGGAGGAAACCAUCACAUUGGAACAAUCGUCUACGACGUGAACCGCAACCCAAUUCAAGUCGACAAGAUCCGUUAUCUCGGAGAGCCUGGCGAAGUUGAUGAGGGAAUUGGCGGAUCAACCCCAUUCUUCAGCAGCAACCUUUUCAGCUUUGCUGGAGGCCAUUACCUCAAGACUUGCGUUUUCGCCGGUGGCUUCGGAAACCUGAACGCAUACUCCUGGGCUUGGUCUUAA